AUGUCCUUCCUCAUCGCCGGCUUCUCGCUACUCGCCGCAGCACAAGCCGCAACCGUCCUCCCAGUUGAGGUCUCAGGAGGAUGCACCAAGCUCCCAGCCUACGAUUCCUCGGCCGGAAUUGCCGGACCGUGGGUCGUAACUGUUGACCAGUGCGUGAACACCACCGCCUCCGACAAUGCGUGCAGUAUGGAAGGAUUUGGCAGUGAAGCCGUGUACUUCCUACAGCAGGGAGACACAAGCGUUGAGAGGGGUUAUCUCGCAAUCGUCGACAAAAACGACAUAGCCAAAAGCCCAAUCCGCUGCAACGACGCAACAAACUCCUUCGAGUCCUACGUUCCCUCCGGCGUGAGCGGAGCCGAAUGGAAGAGCGUCAAUAUCAGCGAUUACGCUUAUAGUGCCGAGCUCAUGUGGGGACUUGGUCAGUAUAGUUUGCCCAUUCAGACCUACAAUCACUAUCAGGAUGGGGUUAAGCAGGAUGGUAUUUUCCUGGGCUCGCAUAAUGUGACGACUUGGGGUAUUCAGAUUAAUUCUGGUUCGGCGGGGAGUGGUGGGAGAUCGUAUUGGACUUUGAGAUUGUUGGGACCGAAUAGUGCGGAUCCUUCUACCGGGGAGCCUUUGUAUGAUGGGGAGUUUCGGACUUUCGUUCGCAUUGAUGGGAGUUAA
This is a messenger RNA of Penicillium waksmanii, 663 nucleotides long. RefSeq lists its product as uncharacterized. Bases 1 to 663 code for a protein of 220 amino acids. The record is from RefSeq and is a predicted model, not a curated record. Lineage: Eukaryota; Fungi; Ascomycota; Eurotiomycetes; Eurotiales; Aspergillaceae. The transcript is spliced from 2 exons.